Messenger RNA from Ostrea edulis (European flat oyster), 1350 nucleotides. Its product is annotated as putative transferase CAF17 homolog, mitochondrial. Gene Ontology annotation, cellular component: mitochondrial matrix. Bases 118 to 1200 code for a protein of 360 amino acids. The record is from RefSeq and is a predicted model, not a curated record. Gene Ontology annotation, molecular function: protein binding. Lineage: Eukaryota; Metazoa; Mollusca; Bivalvia; Ostreida; Ostreidae. The transcript is spliced from 7 exons.
AUUUACUACGCGUGAUCUAUAUCCGGUAAAAUUUGAUGACCCUAUUAUAUUAUUGACAUUCACGAUUUGACAGCCAGGAAACCCUACGGAUUGUUGGAACCAUUUGGAACAUGUAAAAUGAGACUUUUAGUGCCCACCUGUCUGAGAUUGAUAGGAAAGUGCCCUAUCUCAAUCUUAUGCCGCUGUCAUGAUGUGGGGUCCAGCAGUAGAGAUGGCAUCAGUUUUACUGGGAAGGAAUCCAGGACUUACAGUAAGUGGAGGACAUGGAGGCUGUACAACAUGAGGAGUCGUGGCAUGAUAAGACUGAAGGGCGCCGACGUUGUGCCAUUUUUACAGGGGAUGGUGACAAACGACGUGUCGCAGCUGGUGGGGGACGGGGAGUCUAUGUAUACUAUGAUGCUGAACCCUCAGGGAAGAGUGCUGUAUGAUAUUAUAAUGUACAAACAGAGCCCAGAGAGUGACGUCCCUUGUAUUUUGAUGGAGUGUGACAACGAAGUUACAAAAGAAAUAAUCAAGCUUUUUAGAAAAUAUAAAAUUCGGAAAAAGGUAGACAUAGCUGAAGUAAGUGAUGAUUUCCAGACCUUUGCAGUCUUGCCUUCACAAGAACAAAGUGACAGAGCAUGGCUGCCAAUGAAACAGGGGGAGAUAACUCUUUGCUGUCCAGACCCCAGGUUAGAGGCGUUUGGCUGGAGGAUUGUAGCCAGUGACCAGUCAGCAGUCUUGGCAGCAACAGAGUCAGACUGUGAGAUCGAGGUGGGGGAGGAGAGGGAGUACCACACUCAGCGGUACAAGACUGGACUCCCAGAGGGGAUUGUAGACCUCCCUCCCGGACAGUGUCUCCCCCUGGAGAGUAACCUUGUCUUUCAUAAUGGAGUGAGUUUCAGUAAAGGCUGUUACAUAGGACAGGAACUCACAGCCAGAUCACAUCACACGGGGGUCAUACGAAAAAGACUCGUUCCCAUACAGUUCGACAGCGUCCCAGAAGAUGUAAGAAGUGGGGAUACCAUAGAAACAGCAGACACAAAGAAGAAUGCUGGGAAAUACAGGAAUUCUCUGGAUAAAUAUGGGAUAGGACUGAUUCGAUUGGCUGAAGUGAAAAAGAGGCUGGUGAUUUCUACUUCUAGUGGACAUUGUCACGGUGUGAAAGCUCACAUUCCCAGUUGGUGGCCACAGGAAGGGGAGGUCAAUGUGCAGCAAUAAAAGUUUUGCGACUGUAUAGUAAAAUAUGUUUAUACAGAUGUGUAUUCUUUUGCAUGUUACUGAAUGAUUUGCAUUGGUAUAUUUGUUUGUUACAAUUAAUUGAUUAUUUUUCUUUAUGAAUAGUUCAAAAUAAAUGUAAAAAUUUUGAAA